UUAGAACCGGUGCAGAGGAGUCUAAAGGCAGCAAUGAGGGAUCGUGAGGAACUGAAGAAAGCCAUCGAGCAGAGUGACCGGCUGCUGUCCCGUGUACACCAGCUGGAGGAGGAGAACGCCGAGCUACGCGAGGAAAAGAAUGAAGCUUUCAUUAGGAUUCGUUCUGAACAGGAGGCCCUGCAUCAGGCCGAGCAACGUUGUGCACAGCUGGCUCAGGCCAGGCAUGACUUGGAGGCUCAGGUAGCACAGCUGGAAUUGCGGGUGGAGCAGGAGGAGGACGUUAACUCUCAGCUUACUUUGCAGCACCAUUCGCUGGAGGCCGAGUGCUGCAGCCUACGCCAGGACCUGGACGAGCUGGAGAACACACUGAAUGCAGUGGAGAGGGGCAAGCAGAAUUCUGAUUUAGCUGUGAGGAAGCUGACGGAGGAGCUCUCGCAGGGAGAAUUACAGGUACAGAACUAUCAGAAAGACAAGGAGCACUGGGUGGAGCUUGGCCAGAAAGCCACCGAGGACCUGCGCUUCGAGGAGGAGAAAGUAAACCUCCUGACUAAAGACAAAGCAAAGCUGCAGGUACACGUCGAGCAGCUGGAGUACCAGCUAGAGCAGGAGAGGAAGCAGUGCACAGAGCUGGAGAGAAGCAGGAGGAAACUGGAGGGAGACAGUAAGAGCAACAUGGAGAACCUUAAAGAGUUGGGAAGUAUGAGGGCCAAUCUGCAGGAGCUCAUUAAGAAGAGAGAUGUGGAGAUUACUGCCACCAGCAGCCGGCUGGAGGCCGAGGAGGCACUGAGUGCAGGCCUUCAGAAGAAGAAUAAGGAUUUGCAGGUGCGUAUUGAGGAACUGGAGGAAGAGCUGGAGGCAGAAAGAGCCAUGAGAGCGAAGGUGGAAAAGCAGCGGGCUGACCUGGCCCGAGAGCUGGACGAUGUGACGGAUCGACUAGAGGAAGCAGGAGGCGCAACAGCCUCUCAGAUGGACACGAUUAAAAAGCGUGAGACGGAGCUCCAGAGGCUGAAGCGAGAGCUGGACGAGUGCUCCACGCAGGCCGACGCCAUGGCGGCUACUCUGCGGAAGAGGCACGGCGACGCUCUGGCUGAGCUGAGCGAGCAGUGUGAGGGUCUGCAGAGGACCCGGGCCAAGCUGGAGAAGGAAAAGCAGAACCUGUUACUGGAGGUGGACGACCUAGCGGCUUCAUUGGACACCCUGCAGAAGGCCAAGGCGUCCACUGACACGCAGCUGAAGAAAGUGGAGGACUUGCUGUCGGAGUCCAACCUGAGGAAUGAGGAUCUGCAGAAGGCCCUGACCGAGGUCACUGUGGCCAAGAACAGAUUCACAGCGGACAAUAAUGAGCUGAGCAGACAAAUGGAAGAGACAGAAACCAGAUUCAGCCAGACAAACCGUGUGAAAAGUCUGCUGACGGUCCAGCACGAGGAGCUGAAGAAACAGUACGAGGAAGAGGUCAAGAACAAAGCAGCUCUGAGCAGCAGUUUGUUGGCAGCCCGGCAGGAAUGCGAGUCGUUAAAGGAGCAUCUGGAGGAGGAACAGGAGAGCAAAGUGGAGCUUCAGCGUCUCGUCUCCAAGCUUAACAGUGAUGUUACGCACUGGAGGAGCCGCCACGAGGCCGACGUCAUUCAGCACGGCGAUGAACUAGAGGAGGCCAAGAAAAAACUCUUAACCCGGCUGCAGGAGGCUGAAGAAGCAGUUGAAGCCACCCAGACCAAGUGCUCAGGCCUGGAAAAGACCAAACAAAGGCUGCAGUGUGAGGUGGAGGAGCUCUGUGCUGACCUAGAGAAGGCCAACAAUGCAGCAGCGUCGCUGGAUAAAAAGCAGCGCAUGCUGGACAAGCAGCUGGGAGACUGGAGACAGAAAUGCGAGGAGCUCUUGGCCGAGGUAGAAAGCUGUCAGAAAGAGGGCAGGCAGCAUGCUGCGGAGCUCUUUAAACUCAAAACGGCCUACGAAGAGUCUGUGGAGCAGAACGAGGCGCUGCGCAGGGAGAACAAGGCCUUCCAAGAGGAAAUGGCUGAUCUCACUGACCAACUUUCUGACGGCGGAAAGAGCGUUCACGAGCUCCAGAAAAUGAAAAAAAAGAUCGAGAUGGAAAAAGAGGAACUGCAGGCCUCGCUGGAGGAGUCAGAGGCAGCUUUAGAGGCUGAGGAGACUAAGGUGCUUCGGCUGCAGCUGGAAGUCUCUCAGGCCAAAGCAGAUAUUGAACGCAGACUGCAAGAGAAGGAGGAGGAAAUGGAGGCAGCCAGGAAGAGCCACCAGCGGGCGCUGGAGUCGCUGCAGGCCAGCCUGGACGUGGAGGUCAAGGGUCGAAUGGACGGAGCUCGUAUAAAGAAAAAGAUGGAAAGUGAUUUAAGUGAUCUGGAGUUACAGGUGGACGUACUGAACAAGAACAACGCCGAACUGACGAAAACGGUCAAAAAAAUGCAGCAACAAAUUAAGGACCUGCAGGUGCAGCUGGAGGAGGAGGCGCGGGUGCAGGAGGAGCUGAGAGAGGAGCAGGCUCUGCUCGAGCGACGCUGCACUCUGCUGGUCACCGAGAGCGAGGAAAGCCGCACCGGACUCGAGACGGCGGAGAGGGCACGCAAGACACUGGAGACCGAACUGCACGAUGCCACUGAGAAAUACAAUGAUAUUAACAACCAGUUACAGUCAGCCUGCACGGGGAAGCGUAAACUGGAGGUGGAUCUACAGCAGCUUACACAAGAGCAUGAAGAGCUACAGAAUGAACUGAGAGGAGGCAACGAUAAGAUGAAGAAAGCUGUGUGUGAGACGGCGCGUGUGGCGGAGGAGCUGAGGGUGGAGCAGGAGCACAGCAUGCAUCUGGAGCGGGUGAAGAAAGGCCUGGAGGCUCAGCUCAAAGACAUGACCGUCAGACUGGACGAGGCCGAACAGCUGGCCAUGAAAGGCGGCAAGAAGAUCAUCCAGAAACUAGAGGGCCGGGCGAAGGAGCUGGAGCUGGAUUUGGAAUCGGAGCAGAAGAAGUACGCCGAGGCGGUGAAGACGCUCAGGAAAAAUGAACGCCGCUUGAAGGAACUCCUCUUCCAGUCUGAGGAGGACCAGAAAAACCAGCUGAGGAUGCAGGAGCUGAUGGAACGGCUGCAGGUCAAAAUGAAAACCUACAAGCGACAAGUGGAAGAGGCGGAGGAGCAGUCCAACACGAACCUGGCGAAGUACAGGAAGACGGUGCACGAGCUGGACGACGCAGAGGAACGAGCCGAUAUAGCCGAGACCGCUCUUACUAAAUUCAGGACCAAAAACAGAGGAAGCACCAAGGGCUACUCUUCAGGUUAUAGCACUCCGUACGCUGGGGUGGUGAGGUCCCCCAGCUCUGUGGGUUCCGAGGGUCGAGGAGAAAAGAUCCUCACUGACGAUGACGAAUCUGUUACUUCUCUUAUCCCCACCUAUCUCAACUCGCUUAAGAAACUUAUGAUUGAUUAGGAUCUUUUUUGAACCAACAAUUGAUGUUUAUUAUAAUGUUUAUAUUUCCAGUAUUAUUUUUUUACA
This is a messenger RNA of Trichomycterus rosablanca, 3504 nucleotides long. RefSeq names its product myosin-16. The record is from RefSeq and is a predicted model, not a curated record. Lineage: Eukaryota; Metazoa; Chordata; Actinopteri; Siluriformes; Trichomycteridae. Gene Ontology annotation, cellular component: cytoplasm; myosin II complex; myosin filament. The transcript is spliced from 23 exons. Bases 34 to 3438 code for a protein of 1134 amino acids. Gene Ontology annotation, molecular function: actin filament binding; microfilament motor activity.